Molecule: messenger RNA, 5659 nt
Organism: Chelonia mydas (Green sea turtle)
Lineage: Eukaryota; Metazoa; Chordata; Testudines; Cheloniidae
Gene: NAA16
Product: N-alpha-acetyltransferase 16, NatA auxiliary subunit
Exons: 18
Coding region: 1959-4178 (739 amino acids)
Biological process (GO): N-terminal peptidyl-methionine acetylation
Cellular component (GO): NatA complex; cytoplasm
Molecular function (GO): protein binding; protein-N-terminal amino-acid acetyltransferase activity
Source: RefSeq, a predicted model, not a curated record
CCUUUUUUUAUACUGAUUGUCUUUAUUUUGCACAAAUAGUUCUUUUGUAUCAGAGGUCCAAUUAAAAAAAAUCUGAAGUCCAUAAAGUGACCUUUUAGUACAUAUUCUCUGGAUUUCUUUAAAACAGACCUUAUUUUAUAUUGUGAAAGGAAAAGUAGUAGGAAAUGUUUCUCCUGUAAAAAUUUGCCAUGUGUGCAAGGCACCUGCAUUAUGAAAAGGGAGAGUAUUUGAUGGGAAAAAUUCUGAUUCAGGUAGAUGCAGGACACUGCAAAGCAGUCCUACUCUUUGUUAAAAACAAAUAAAAUUCUUUGCUGACUAAAAUAAAAACAAGGGUUUUUUUAAAGUGUUUUUCCCCCAUUUGGAUGCCUUCUCCCACUUUAUUGUGGGUAUUUCAUUGUUAAAUGUUUGCUGCAAAUUGGAAGUUGUGCAUUUAAAAUCAUCAGUGUCAUUUGCUUGUACGGUACAAGAAAUCCGGAUUUGGUCAAUUUUUCAAUGCUACAGCAAAAGUAGAUCGUACUAUAAAGUAAUGCUGGUUAGAAUUUGACUAGAUGGACGCAUGUAACAAUGAAACCUUGGGAGACAACUUCCUUCAUGGUGAGCAAAAUCUUUUUAACUGCCAUAGCUGGUAUUCUUAAAGCUCUAGCUUUUGUUUUAGAGCUUGUCCACACAGAUGUAGUGCAUGGUAAGCUGGGAUGUGACUGUAUGGUGUGUUAGCGUGAUGUGCAGUAAAAGUUCUAUAGUGCGUUUUCAUGUACAGAGUAGAACUUUUAGGGCCUUGCAGGUUACUUUUUAGUGAGCUGUACAUUCACACUCUAUCUUGACAUAUACUGAAGGUAUGUCUUCACUACCCGCCGGAUCAGCGGGUAGUGAUGGAUCUGUUGGGGAUCAAUUUAUUGCAUCUCAUCUACAUACGAUAAAUCGAUCCCCAAAUCGACGCCUGUACUCUACCUCGGCAGUAGAAGUAAGCAGAGUCGAUGUGGGAGCUGCCGCGGUCGACUUGCCGCUGUGGGGAAGGCCAGGUAAGUCGAACUAAGAUACUUCGUCAGCAACACGAAUAGCGUAGCUGCAGUUGCGUAUCUUAGUUCGAACCCUGCCCCGGUGUAGCCCAGGCCUAAGUCUCGGUGUGGAUAAGCUCUAACUUGUUACAGCUUCUGCAUUUAUUUAGAUUUGUUCAAUGCUCUAUCUCGGCUUUGUACAGGGUAUUUAUUUUUUACACUUAGUUGUAUUCUACCAUUUUAAGGCAUUUUUCAGUCUUUCUUUUGUUUUGUGUGAUGAGCUAACUCUUUUGGGGGGGAGCAGUUGCUUCCCACUCGAAGAAAAUUAGCCAGAAUUUUCAGAGAACUCCCACACCUUCACAGGCAGUAGUCUGUCCUACUCCACAAGCCAUUUGUGCCACCUUUUGCAGUCAACAAAACGGUUAAAUAAAGGUACUGCUACCUCAAUCCCACAAUACUUUGAACCCACAAAGGAUUGUGGGUUAUGAUGUUCAUGGGAUAACUUUUGAGCAAUUUUUGAGUUGCAGACCAAAAUAGUUGAGAAUUACUAAUCUAGAGGAUGCUGUAUCAAUGAGCAAUGUCAACUUGAAAGUUCUAAAGAAUCAAAACAGUUUGACAAGGUCGUUCCUUUAUUUGCUAGGAUUGUGAAGUUAAUGACUGAAGUGACCACACCAGAUGUAAUAUUUGGAUUUUUUUUUAGAUUAUUUCAUAGUAUCAUGCCUUGAGUUCAAAGACUUUCACAGGGUAAAAGAGGAAGGGGCACUUAGAGGAGAAAAAUGGAAGUCCUCACUCAAGAUCACCAAUGUCUCGAAGCUAGAAGAAACCUGAGGUUGGCAUGUGUACGGACUCUUGCAGCGUUCUGAUAAGAAAUAUGAUGAAGCCAUUAAAUGUUAUCGAAAUGCUCUCAAAUUAGAUAAAGACAAUCUGCAGAUCCUAAGAGAUCUUUCAUUGUUGCAGAUCCAAAUGCGAGAUCUAGAAGGAUACAGAGAGACAAGGUAUCAGCUACUUCAGCUGCGUCCAACACAACGGGCUUCAUGGAUUGGAUAUGCUAUUGCAUAUCAUUUGUUAAAAGAUUAUGAUAUGGCCUUAAAACUACUGGAAGAGUUUAGAAAAACUCAACAGAUUCCUCCUAAUAAAAUAGAUUAUGAGUAUAGUGAACUGAUCCUAUAUCAGAACCAAGUGAUGAGAGAGGCAGAUCUAUUUCAAGAGUCUUUAGAACAUAUAGAAACAUAUGAGAAGCAAAUAUGUGACAAGCUUGUUGUAGAAGAAAUCAAAGGAGAAAUGUUGUUGAAGUUGGGAAGACUAAAAGAAGCUGGUGAAAUAUACAAAGAAUUAAUUGAUCGGAAUGCAGAGAACUGGUAUUAUUAUGAAGGCUUGGAAAAGGCCAUACAACCUAGCACUUUAGAAGAGAGGCUUCAGAUUUAUGAAGAAGUUAGUAAAAGACAUCCCAGAGCAGUUUCACCUAGAAGAUUACCUUUAAACUUUGUUCCAGGUGAAACAUUUAGAGAACUAAUGGAUAAGUUCCUGAGGGUUAACUUCAAUAAAGGCUGCCCACCCUUGUUUACCACUUUGAAAUCUUUAUAUUACAAUACAGAAAAGGUAGAAAUAAUUCAAGAACUUGUUACUGGUUACGAAGCCUCUCUGAAAACCUGUGACUUUUUUAGUCCAUAUGAAAAUGGAGAGAAGGAGCCCCCAACGACACUACUUUGGGUUCGUUAUUUCCUGGCACAGCACUUUGACAAACUUGGCCAGUGUUCAUUGGCCUUGGAAUACAUUAAUGCUGCAAUUGCAAGCACUCCAACAUUAAUAGAACUGUUCUAUUUAAAAGCAAAAAUUUACAAGCAUGUAGGUAAUCUCAAGGAAGCUGCCAAAUGGAUGGAUGAAGCACAGUCUUUGGAUACAGCAGAUAGAUUCAUCAACUCCAAAUGUGCAAAAUAUAUGCUCCGAGCAAAUAUGGUGAAAGAUGCAGAGGAGAUGUGUUCCAAGUUUACAAGGGAAGGGACAUCUGCUAUGGAAAAUCUAAAUGAGAUGCAGUGUAUGUGGUUCCAGACUGAAUGCGCUUCAGCUUAUCAGAGACUAGGGAAGUGUGGUGAUGCUUUGAAAAAAUGUCAUGAAGUGGAAAGGCAUUUUUUUGAGAUUACAGAUGAUCAGUUUGACUUCCACACAUACUGCAUGAGAAAGAUGACUCUUCGGGCCUACGUAGACCUUUUGAGAUUGGAAGAUGUUCUCAGAAAACAUGCCUUUUAUUUCAAGGCUGCUCGAUCAGCAAUUGAAAUCUACUUGAAACUACAUGAUAAUCCUCUAACCAAUGAAAGCAAAGAACAAGAAGUGAAUUCAGAAAACCUUUCAGCCAAAGAACUGAAGAAAAUGCUGAGCAAGCAGAGAAGAGCACAGAAGAAAGCUAAACUUGAAGAGGAGAGAAAGCAUGCAGAAAGAGAACGACAGCAAAAGACUCAAAAGAAAAAACGAGAUGAGGAAGAGGAGGAAACUAGUGGUCCCAAGGAAGAAUUAGUUCCUGAAAAACUGGAGAGAGUCAAAAAUCCAUUAGAGGAAGCUAUUAAGUUCCUUAUGCCACUUAAGAAUCUUGUUGCAGAUAACAUAGACACACAUCUGUUAGCAUUUGAAAUAUACUUUAGAAAAGGAAAGUUUCUGUUAAUGUUGCAGUCUGUCAAGAGAGCUUUUGCUAUCAACAAUAAUAAUCCAUGGCUACAUGAAUGUUUGAUUAAAUUCUCUAAAUCUGUAUCUGAUCAUAGUAAUCUCCCAGAAAUUGUGAACAAGGUCCUAACUCAAGAAAUGCAGAAAAUCUUUGUUAACAAAGAUUUGGAAAGUUUUAAUGAAGAGUUUCUCAAACAUAAUGCUACCUCCAUUCUGCAUCUGCUCUCAGGUGCUAAGAUGAUGUAUUUCCUAGACAAAUCAAGACAGGAGAAAGCAAUUGCUAUUGCUACUAGAUUAGAUGAAACUAUGAGAGACAAAAAUGUGAAGACUUUAACAAAGGUUUUCGAGGCACUGCUUGAUGGCAGCUUCGGAAGCUGCCACACCCAAUAUGAAGAGUAUCGGACAGCAUGUCAUAAACUGUUUCCUUUUACGUCUGCCUUUAUGCCUGCCACAAAUGAGGAUGACAGUAGCUUUGCAUCAGUGAACCAUACAGCCGUUAACCAUGAUGUGCUGUCCAAUGAAAUUUGAAGUAGUGUACAAAUAAAAUAUUUGACUAUACCUACAGACUGGUGGGAUGCAGAUCAGGUUUACUUUUCCAGGAUUCAGUUUUUAUAUCUUACAGGUAUAAAAUGAAAUAUUUGGAUGCUUAAAUGAAAAUGGAGUAUGCUGUUAGCGUGUUUUUCAUCCAACAAGAACUGCCAAUGUUUAUGUAAACAUUAUCUCUAAUCAACAUUUGUCAUGUUUAUUCUUGUACUGUUUUAAGUCUUUUAACAACAAAAUCCCCAAAUUAUGGACAUUAAAGACUACUUUCACCUAAGUGUUGUUACAUUUAGAAGUACAUAUAAUAAUUUCUUGGUGAUGAAAUUAUCCGUUGAGCAGAUUUUAGCAAAUUAGAACUGAAAAGUGCUGCUUGUAUCAACCCCCGUCAUCUUGUUCUGUUGGUUUUGGUUUCUUUAAUUUUGGUCCUUUUGGUUUCUUUUGAAGCACAUAACUGUAAAUGUUGGCUGUUUGCAUGUUUCUUGUCAGUUCUGUGUCUUAUAUGGAACUAUUGCUGGUGGAUAUGGAGGUUUGGUUAAAAAUAGAUGGUAAGAGUUUUCAAAAACUCUUUUCUAUCUACCUUUUGUUCCAUAGCUAUUUUUCCUUGCAUUUUUGAAUGGUUUAACAUUUUAAAAAACAGUUGAUUACAUGUAGUUCCCUGAAAUAAUAGUGAAUAUGAUACGGUUUCGAUACCAUUGUCUGUCUGCCUGUCUUCUUUCUUUUUUCAUUGCCAUUUAUUGGUUUGGAAAAGCUACUCCAGUUUUGGGCAGAUGCAUAAGGUACAAUAAUGGGGAAUAUGGUUCUCCUCAGGAUCAUAAAAAUUCACUGGUAAGUUUACUGUAUACCUCCAUUAAAAGUCUUAGGUGUGGACUUAUAGCGGAUAAAUUUAAUACUUCUCUUGCCUAAAUACUAUUGCUUUAAGUGCUACAAAAGCAACUAGUAGUUGAGGAGUGCAUUUUAUAUUUAAAAAUUAUUUAAGGGAGCACAAAUAGGCUGACUACAAAUCACAAUGAACCUCUUUCUUAUUCUGUGUUCUGGUGCAUUAACUAAUAAGUGCAUAAAAUAUACAACACAUCAAAACGAAAGUCUGAACUUAACAUAGCUGUUUUAAAGCAUAAUAUUGCAGGACAAAAUGACUACAUAUGACAGCUUUGCAUUCUACAAGAACUGCUAUCAAAACCUAAAUAUACUGUGGCUUGUACAAAAAAUACAUUUUCUGGAAACUGCAAUGGAAUCAUUCAGUCAGAUUUGUUUUUAUUUCACUGUAGUGUAAAUAUUUUCAGUAAUAUUAACUAGCCCCUCUAAGGCUAAUAUAAGUUCAUGAAGGGGGAUUUUAUUAAGACAAAUAAACUGUUCUAAUUAAAAUGGUCUCCUUUGUGUGUCAUCUGUUUAGAUUCAAAAUUGUUGAAUGAAAAGCUCACUGUAAAAUAAUGCCAACAUAUGUUAUGCUGUAAUAAAUUAUUUUGUACACA